AUGGAGGAUGUGCCUGAAUCGACAGCGUCGAGAGCCAGCUCCGACACCGUCCGCGACCUCUCAGACGUCAAGCAGCCACUCCAAUACACCUUUCCAAAACGACGAAGAUGUGCGCACCUGCCGCAAGCAUUUCCCUGGCUACUGUCCGGAUUCAUGUUGUUCAUGUUGAUUCUGCAGCACUGGCGCUAUGAGGCCAGACGAUGCGUCCCAGUCGGUGGGUUUGAUCGGGUCACCAACAAAAGAAUGCUAGAGAUUGCACAGCGAGAAGUUCCUGCACGGACGAUACAGUUCAAAUUCUCUGGGGGACUGAAGUGGGAUGAGACGAACCACCUUGUCCGCCAGAUCGACCCGACCAUCCCAGACUACGGCGGCAUCCCCACGCCCGAAAUCGACGCCGCCUGGCAAGAACUGAUCUCGACGACGGAUAUCUUCUUGACAAAGGAGGAGAUUGAUGAGAUUAUCGGUAAUGGCGGUGCCUUUGCAGAGGUGCCGCCGGAUGCUCAGCUGUACACUGACCCGUACACGGGGCUUUAUCAGGCUGUCCCGGCCGUUUUUCACAACUUGCACUGCCUGGACAUUAUCCGUCGCGGGCUAUACAUCCAAUACUACCCGGAAGAGCUGACACCCAGCUUCAAGCCCCAUAUCCAACACUGCAUCGACUCGAUCCGCCAGAGUCUGAUGUGCGAGGCCGACAUGACGCCCAUCCCCGAGAUCCACACCUCGUUCCGGCCGAAUGGAGAGCUCGAGCCGGUCUUCCAGGUCGAGCACACGUGUCGGGACUUCAGGGCCAUGCAGAAAUGGGCUAAGCAGCGCGACGCCCUGGACGAAGCGCUGUGGAGGGACAAUGCCGAGAGGCUGAAGCCGGGCGUGUUUGCGAACCCGUAG
Messenger RNA from Fonsecaea erecta, 885 nucleotides. RefSeq lists its product as hypothetical. The record is from RefSeq and is a predicted model, not a curated record. The coding region runs from base 1 to 885 and encodes 294 amino acids. NCBI's taxonomy places the organism in Eukaryota, Fungi, Ascomycota, Eurotiomycetes, Chaetothyriales, Herpotrichiellaceae. The transcript has 6 exons. Gene Ontology annotation, biological process: mycotoxin biosynthetic process.